AUGAGAAAACAUCCACCAAACAGAAGAGGUAUCAGCUUUGAAGUGGGAGCCCAGUUGGAAGCCCGAGACAGAUUAAAAAACUGGUAUUUCUUAUUUCAUGAUAAAACUUGGAUACAUUUUUGUGAUGCUGUCACAUUGUGCUACAAACAGGGAGUCAAACCAACAAAAGUUCCAGUUCAGGUCUGGUUCUGAUUCAACUGCAUCAGACCAGUAGCAUUUCAGUAACUGGUUCAGAGUAUCCGAACCACCUAGUCUUGUUCUACUUUAUGUGAGGAAAACAUAAAUGGUGGUUCACAUAUAUGAUAAGGUGAUUAGUAUCAACAUGAUAAUUAUCCUAAUGUCAAUAAUACAAAAUGUUUAAAUAUAUUGUACAGAUGCAGCUAUUUAUCUAACGAUCUUUAUGUCACAUUGUAAAAGUAGAAAGUUUCAAAAACUUAGAGGCCUAGUUUGGGUGUAAUGGUAUUGUGCACUGAACUUUAGUAUUCCUAUCUUCCCUUCGUUUACACACUCAGCUUGGGGAAAAACUGCCUGGUUAAUUCACAGAUUCUGUGAUAUCUAAACCAGAAAAAUAGUUUAAUCUCUGCCUGCAAACCAUAUUGGCUGCAUUUGUACACAGUGCUAAACUAUUGUUUAGCAGUACUAUAUGCACUAGCUGGAGUGAGUCAGAGCAGAGGCUCCCACACUUCCUUCAUUUCUUCUUCAUUGACCAGGAAAAGAACAUUUACUUUCCACAAUCUGGUUUAUUACAAAUGCUGGCAAAAGUCCUGACUGCAUUGACAGUGGGGAAGCACUCAAGCCUAAGACUUUCCUCAAUACUUUUACACCUUGUUCUUAUAGCAGUAAACCAUGAUUUUAGCAUUGCAUUCUUCUCAAUAUUAGUUCUGUGAAUGCAUUAGUAGUUUAUUAUAAUUCUUUGUUUUUGGAGUCAGUAAGUGCUAUCUUUUCAGUUUUUAGUCAAACCCUUAUUCCAAACUAAUAACCUGCCCUUUUUUCUGAUUGCAUUCUCAUUCUUGUUUCAAACAGUGAUGUGGUACAGGAUAUUUUCGGUUAUGGAAAAAAUUCCAUUGCUAUGUUUUUCCACAUUAAAAAAGACUUAUUUCUAAAACUGCAUUGUUUCAUAAAAUUGUUUUUUUAAAAUAAUGACUGGAUAAAAAUAACUAGUCAAAAUGGAUUGUUCCCCUCAAAGUGUGCAUGCAGAUAUAGCACUGAGUAUGCUAAAACUGAGCAUGUUAACCAUUUACAGUGCCUUCAUUGUCCACCUUUAAAUUUGAGGGCGCAGAUGUUACUGAAUUGUAAUGUCAAUAUUGAUAAGCAUUUCAUUAAAAAAUAGUACAGCUUUGCAUUCGCUUGAAUAUAACAUCAAACAUUUCAGAUCAGAUACUUUUGGGUAUUUAGGAAAUGAGAUAUUUAUACAGCACAUAAUAUUAGCAUGGUAUCCUUUAAUAAAAAUGACAUUUUAAAAUAAUUUUGUUUAAUAAAUACGGCAGAAAUUAUAAAGUGGAUCACAGUUGAAUUCGGGCAUAAUAAAAGUUUGCAGACAGCUAACAUCACCAAUGAUUAUGUAGGUUCUGAUUAUGCUGGGUUUUCAGUUUUUUUAAAAAAGGGUUCGGUUUGACUCCCUGACAUUAACUUUGUUCUGAUUGCAAAUGUUCAUAUAGUAUUUAUUGAUUUUGCUCCCUUCACCUAAUGUCUGCUGAUCUGUAAUACAGUGCAAUCCUAUACAUGUCUACUCAGAAGUAAGUCUCAUUGAGCCUAAUGGUGCUUACUCCCAGGUAAGUGGGUAUAGGAUUGCAGCCUUUGUGUUAAAUCUGUUGUGAAGUUGGUACAGGGUUCAGCCUGAGUUUCCUGCACAAAGAACACCCAUCUGCACUUUCUUGAAAAAUAAUCUCUGAUUCAGGAUCUGGAAUCUCCAUGACUAUUUAGAGUAGACAGUACUAGACUACAUGGACCAAUAGUCCGAUCUGGCGUGAGACUGUUUCCUAAGCCACAGUGAGACCUUCUGCUUUACACCAUUUUAAUUGUUAUCAUAGUAUUACUGUUUCUGAGGUGCCAAGUGUAAGGGAUCUUGGAAGAGGCUCUGAAAAAGACAUUUGAGUCAACAAGUUGAUCAUUUGGGGAUUGCCUUCUCCCAUGUCAUCCUAGUCGCUCUCUAAGAUCGGAAGGAAUGGUUCUUCUCUGUCUUUCCUAGAGUGGAAGCACAACUGAGUGGGACAAGAGAAGAUAACUGGUAUCAUGGGAUGCUUUGCCUUUUGAAAUGUGGUUGGCUGUCUCCCUUGCUGUUUUUUGUUUGCAAGCUAUUGAAGACCAUUUCAUUGUGACCUUUUAUUUUAUGACACAUAUAUGGAUAUAUUCUGAAUUUUUUUGUUAUUUUUAUGGAAGCAUUAUGUUUUAUAUGUUGUAAACAGCCAUGAACGGUAUAUUUACUCUAGAAGGGAGCAUACUCUAAUCAAUAAAUUAUAAAAAAGAACAAUAUGGUUACGGUAUAUCCCAUUCCCCUGAGGUGUAGUGUCCUUACUCUUCAAUACCCUGCACCUUGAAAUGAAGGACCCCUGUCAAGUGGCUGAAAUAAAAACUUUGAGGAAUGCUUUAAAAGGGGGUGAACUAGUGAAUUACUUUUUCAUUCUGACUUUAUGGAGGUUGAAAGUAGAAUGUGAUAUUGUAAUUAUUAUCUGGGCGGCUUCAAACAAAAAUUAAAAAUACAUUAAAAUGUCACACAUUAAAAACUAAUAAUAAUAAUUUUUUAUUUGUACUGUUCUGAAUUGAUAAGUAGAACUUUGUUUUGUGUCAUAUGAAUAGAGAAUACUGGAAAGUUCGCUUUUUGACGUUGCUUCUUGAGGACCCACCAUGUAUAGGAAAACUGAGAAUCAAUCUUUUUUAAGAGACUGAGCCGAACCUUGACACUGCAGAACACUGAUACUAGACAUUUGUAUAGAAAGGACAGCUACACAUUUCAUUUUAAAUCAUUCUGUCUCUCUUGGGUUAAUGUAUUAUGGAAACAUGCUUUCAUGAGAACUUGUUUUGGCUAGAUCAAGGCUAUAGCAAAUGACGUAUCUAAAACGAUGCAUUCUGGACAGUUUGCAGUCUGCUGAAGAUGAGGGUUGGUAGCAUUGGAAGUUUAUAAAAAAAAAUAGAGUUUAUUUUUUAAAUGCUUCAAUGAAUGAACUAGUGUCACUAGUUUGGUCACUGAAGAUAAUGUACGCCACUUAGAAAUUUGAAUAAUUAAGUGGUAUACAAAUGUCUUAAAUUUAUUUGUUAAAUUUAUUGAUCACUUUUUUUAGCAAGGGACCACAAAGUGACUUACAUUGUAUAAACAAACACAUACAUUAAACCAGGCAUGAAAGAAAAACCAAGAAAAACAAUCCUCUUUUUAAAGGCAGGAUUAAAAAUUCCCCAUCCACUAAAGGGGACCACAGAUAAUUAAGAGCAAAGCUCUGGUGAAUUUUUAUUUUAUUUUAUUUGGUGUCUACAUCUCUACAAUGAUGAUGCCAGGUGAACCACCCCCAAGGAGAGCAUUCUAAGCACAAGGAGUCACCACUGAAAAGCACUGUUCUAAUGUUGUCACCCUUCAGACCUCCUGAGGAGGGGCACACACAAAGAAGGGCUUCAGAUGAUGGUUGCAGGGUCGAGGUUGGUUCAUAUGAGGAGAGGUUGUCCUUGAUGCAUUGCGGUCCUUAGCUGCAUAAAGGUUUAUAGGUCAAAACCAGCAUUUGAAUAAGACUUGGAAUCUAAUUGGUAGCCAGUGCAAUUUGGCCAGUAUUAGUGUUAACUACCUAGAGUCUCUUGCCCCAAGCAACCUGGCCAUUGAAUUCUAUACCAGCUGUAAAUAAUAAAAUAAUCAGCUCAGACCAAGGGCUCCUAAUACAUUGGGGAUCUCUGAUGUGCAUACGAGACUCCUGUAUAAGCUAGUGGGUCACUGCUGCAUUACGAUACAAGCCUACUUGUAGAUGAGCUUUUUCUGUCUAUAUGAAUGUAUGAAAGUGUAUGUUGGUUUUAUCUGUUCUUGCUGCCUAUGUGCUGCUUACCUUUUCAUUUGUUAUUUAAAAUAUCUGAACAACUGGAAACAUAAUACUGAACAGCUAGUUAAUUAUAGUUUCCUUGACAGUAGGCCUUAUAAACAGAAACCUUUUGAAUAAACACUUCAUUGCACAUAAUGUGCAAGUAAAAAACAGCAAUACUGAGUUGCGAGAGAAAAUUGUAGCUUGUUAGGCAGAUGCUGGUGUUAUGUCAUUCUCCUUGCAAGUAUAGAUGGGGGGGUGUAUAAUCAGUAUAUUUGACAUAACCCUAGUUGUUUUCAGGAGCUAAGCUUUCUUGAUGCAGUAGCAACACAGCAAGAAUUGUAUUAGACUUCAUGAUAAUUGGAGGCAGAAGGUGGGUUGCCGUUGUCAAGUUAUAAAGCAACCUGGUCUGCCCUUUAUUGAACUUGAGUUUAUAUGCUAAACUAUGAUUCUAGGUUUGAAAAGAACAACAUUAACUUUUCUGAGAAUUGUAAACUUAGUAAACACUUGACUAAAGAAUGAUUUCUUGGGAAAGUGGGAUCUGUGUGUAUCAUUCUGCACUGGUGUCCCCCCCCAAUUACCAAUGUAGUGUCCUCAAUUUCUGUUGGACUCCCAACUUCCAUAAGUGCUGAUUGACUAGGGCUCAUGGGAAUUGUAGUCCAAUGACAAUUGGGGCGUGUCAUGUUGAUUAUUCCUGGUGUUAGGCAUUUGAGUCUAACGUAGCCUAUAUCCUUUUGAAGAAGAAUGUAGGUAUUACUAUAGCAAAAUACACGUUUGGAGCAUGAAAUAAAAUUAGUUCAGAAGUGUUAGAUGAGAAGUUGUAUUAUUAGAAUUAGUUUUAAAUUACUAUAUUUAAGUAUACAAGAACUGUAGUCCUUAAGAAGUUGAAAAUGAUUGGUGGUUAUAGCCGAUGUGAUAUUGUAUAGAAUUCUAUGGUUGUAAGGGUAUUCUUGCUAUUGGGUCCAGUUUAGAGAGCCUCCUAAGAUAGCACUUCAAAGACAGGUAAUUAACAGUGAGCAAGGAGUGGUAGAAGGAGAAGAAAUGCCAUAAAUGCCAUAGGAUUGCUAACCAUCGAUGAAUAGGGUUUUGUUUUGUUUUUUGGCUAUGCUCUGGUAGUAUGUUGCCCCAAGAUGAUGCCUUCCAGAUAUUGUUGGUCUACAACUUCCAUCAUCUCCAACCAUUGGUCAGGUUGGCUGAGAUUGUUAACAGUUAUCCAAAGCAUUUGGAGGACACCAGGUUGGAGAAAGCUGCUGUAUCUGAUAUUGAUGUGUAGUCAAGGAUUUGUAAUGUUCAGAACUUUUUUCAAUUCCUAAUUCUGAGAGGAAACUAAUCUGCCAGUAUAUCAAAGUAAAGAUACAAUGAAGGGAAAAAGUAUUUGAUCCCCUGCAAAAUUUGCUUGUUUACCCUCUGACGAAGAAAAGACCAGUCCAUAAUUUUAAUGGUAGAUUUAUUGUAGCUGUGAGAGGCAGAAUAACAACAGGAAAAACCCCAGAAACCCAGAAGACAAAAGUCAGAGAUUGAUUAAGGUGGUUUUGCUCAUCUCAUCUGAUAUCAGUAGGAGAUGAUGAAAAUGUUCUCUGCUUGAAGAUGGAUUGAUUAAUAUGAUUUGCUAAAAAGCAUCUUGCUCCAUAAUGGUUGAGGAUCAAUCAGGAGGAACUGAUUAUUCUCUAGGAACAAGCAUAUAGGUCUGAGGAGUCCUUCUCAGCUUCUGUACCCACAUGAUUAUUGCACAAUUGAAAAUUCCCCGGUUACUUUGUCAUAUGGGAUAAGCUGUUGUUUGUUACUUUUGAAGUUACCCUUAACAAAAGUGUAGAUUAAGCUAUUGUAGGGAUGUACAUCUUGUAUGGAUCUGUGUUUAAUUUUUAAAAUAGGCUAAUUCUUAACACUACUGAGUGACAUCAAACAUUACAAAAGUAGAUUUCCCAUUCUUCUUCGUCCUCCUUCAGCCCCCUCCCCAUAUUUCCACAAGGUCCUGUAACUUGCCAAGGCAGAUUUGGUGGGUAUGCAGUCUGUCUGCCAGCACUUGGGAACAAUUUGAUGUCAGCCACCGAUAACAGCAGUGUCAGGUCGUGGUGCUGACAAAUUAGCAUUGCCUAUUGUCAUCAUCCUGAGGAUACCAAGCAGCUAUUCCUAGGGGUCUUUUUGUUGUUCUCCGAUGGCAUAAGAUUUUUAACUUUCUAUCAUAUACAGCUGAUAGCACCAGCAAGGUUGUUUGGCUAGAACAUUAGUUAUGGCGAAAAGUGCAAGGUCUGCACAGCAAAAGCAUGGAUGGAAACCAUGACUUAAGAAUUCACAAGACACAACCAUAAACACAUAAACUGUCGGCUCUUUGUUAAUGUUGAUUUCAGGUGUUUGUCAUAUUUCCUAGAAAAAGAAAGCAGUUUCGCUUAAUAAUAAAAAACCAGCAAGAUUAAAUUGAUCACAAAAAGGUGAAAUUGAAGCUAUUUGUAUAUCAUAUUCAUACAUUUACCAAAAUGUAUGGCUUUGUAGUAUAGUUACUCCUUUUUCAAGAUAAUUAUUUCAACUUUUUUGGCAAGAAUAUUUUAAAUUAACUUUCUUUGCAUAGGUAUCCAGCUCACAUUGAAGAAAUUGAUUAUGAGGAAGGAAAAGUGCUAAUCCAUUUCAAACGCUGGAAUCACCGCUAUGAUGAAUGGUUUUGUUGGGACAGUCCCUAUUUGCGUCCUUUAGAAAAAAUACAGUUAAGAAAAGAAGGAUUACAUGAUGACGAAGGAUCUUCUGUAAGUAAAAGCAACCUAAGUUAAAGCUUGACGUCAACCCAAUUCUUUACAGACUUGUGAAUGCAGAUUUAAUUGUUUUUUAUAAAUAUUAUUGGUAUAAUAAAAAAAACUUGCAUACUAUUUCUUCUUAGCUGGGGUGGGAUAGAAAAAAUGAUAAAUGAAAUAUGGUAACCUUGGGCAACAUUGCUGUUUAUAAACAUGUUGUUUGUCACUGUAAGGCAUGGGUGGGCAGUCCAUGGACAUAUUUGGGCCCAACACAGAUGCCAAUGUAGCCCUCAAGGCUUCGUCCCCUCCAAACCGCGCCCACACCUGACUUCAAAUGUGACAUCAGGUGUGGGGCAGAAAAGCCUGUGGGUAUAAGUAGGUAUAAGUCAUUGCCUGUUUGUUUAUAAGCAGGGCUUUCAGGUGUCACCUCAACAGUGAGACCUCCACUGAGAACUUUCAGAGCGCAUCUCAGAAGCUUCUUGUUGUGAUCCCUUUUGAAAUCUAUUCGCAUGAGCAAAUGGACAUAUCUUCUCUACUGUCCCACCCACCUGUUACUGUUGACCAACAGGGGAUGAAGGAGUUAGAGAUGCAGCCCAUUUGCCUGAUUAGUUCUCCACACCUGCUGUGAAGUUUGCUUUACAGUGCAGUCUGGUGGGCCAGAUCCUUCUUACCCCAACUCCGUGUGGUCCAAUUUGAUAGGUGGAUGCCACAGUAACAUCAGGCGAUGAAGCACUUGGGAGUUCCAACAAUCAGCUGAUAAGCCAUGCUUCAAAGCACCUUUGAACUCCUGCCAAUCAGGUGAUUGGCAACAUUUCAGAAGACCCCUUUGGCCCUGUCUGGUCACCUUUUUACCUUCCCAUAUAUGGCAUUGUGUAUGAUGUAGGUGAUUGGCAUGUGGGUGUGGUUUAGCCAAAGUGGCCUGUUGGCUUUAAUUAGGCCUGCAGAGGUUCUACUCUGUUGUUUACUCAGAAGUAAUUCACUUUGACUUCAGUGAAGUUUACUCCCAGGUAUGUGGGUAUAGGAUUUUAUCCAUUUUUCUUGGCAAUUUUCCAUUUUUUAUACAAAUAACACACUCUUCUGAAUCCAAGUAUUCAAUAAUCUUGCUGCUUAUGAUGAUCACCCUGCCUUGACAAUAUGUUUAGAAUAUCAGAGCUAUUGUGGCCCAUAGGCUGAGUACAAUUAUUAAAAUCGUUUGUAAAAUAAUUGGUAGGAAAGUCUGCUGCAGGAAUGUUUUGUUUACUGCAUAGAUUAUUUUAUUAUUGCUAUGAUGCAGCAGUGUAUCCUGAACACUGGUUUCUAUGUUUCCAUUUUUUAGGGAUUUCAUAUAAAUGAUCAAGUGUUGGCUUGCUGGUCUGAUUGUCGUUUUUAUCCAGCCAAAGUUACUUCUGUUAACAAGGAUGGUAAGGCAUAAUUGUUAAUUUCAGAGUACUCUGUAGAGAAACAUCCUUUAUGACUGCUUUCAGAAGUUGUCUUGAAAAUGAGUAGCUGCUGUAUAUGUUCCAUGCUAUUCCCAAUUUUUAUGACCACUGCUUAUGAAUGUUAUGAAUAUUUGAAUUGGUAUGAACACUAAUUAUGUGAGAGUGAAAAAGUAAUGUGAGACAAUUUUGUGGAUUAAUUUCUAGUAGUAUGGACAUGUGUAAGUUCCAUUGCUUGGAUCCAGACAUUUCUUCUGGUGGAAGAAGGGUGUGGAGGCAACUUCUCAGAUUCCCCCCUGCAGCUCCUUAUGCUCUCAAAACCUGCUCUGGAGAUUUGGUGAACUCUCAAGAAAAAGAGGUUUUUGGUUAAAAUUGCCCCUACCACCUUUUACCAGCAAGAUCUCACCACUGCAUCAAAGGUGUCCAUAGAAUGAAGGAGCCUUUCUGUUUAUAGAAAACGCUAAGUUUCACGGCAAUGCAAUAGCUUUUCAUAUUUAUUUCCACUUGAUGGAAAUAAAAGCUAUUAAGCAGAUUUUAAAUCUCAACAUUUUCCUUGAUAAAAAUAGAAUUUAUUGCAAUCAAACCCAGUUUUUCACAGUGAUGGAAACUUGUGAUCUGGAACUUCUGAAGAUUGCUUUUACCCCACUCUUGCCUAUUGCCCAUGAUGUCUGAGGUUGGUUGAGUUGUAAUUCAAAACAUCUGAAGUACACCAGGUUGGGGAAGACUACGCUUACGUGUGAAUCACUUUUGCCUUUAUGCUUUGAGUAAUUAGCACACUGUAGAGUUGCUGCUUCAGUUUAUAAGUGGGGUUUCUUUUAAAUUUCAGGUACUUACACUGUAAAAUUUUAUGAUGGUGUAAUUCAGACAGUCAAGAAUAUACACGUCAAAGCUUUUUCCAAAGAUCAGGUAUGAAACUUACUUUUAUAUUUUGAUUUGGUUAAACUGAUUUGGGGGCAGAACAUAAAUUACAGGGUUGUUAGUUCAUGUGUUUUAUUAGAGGACAUACAGUCUAAGAUGUAGGGAUGAAGUGGAUUCUGGUUCACACAUCUUGGAUAAAAUCUACACAUUUUGCCCACUGAGGACCCAUGCACAGAUCAGAACAUGGAUCUCAGAUUAAACAGCAUGAUUGUUUCAUGAAUCUGUGCAUAUGUUUGCACUGUAUUUACAAGAUUGUCCAAGGGCAGCUUUUCCCUACAGUGUCCUUCCGCAUAGUCUUUUUAAAUGUUCCCAGGAAGCAACUGUAUCUUAAGACAUGCGGUUCCUGCCUGGGGAAUUGUAAGGAUAAAAAGGUGACUGCCUUCAUGACCUAUGAGAACUGCCAUAUUUCCCCCCGAUACAAUGUCCUUGUAAGGGAACGAGGCAGUUAGUGUGAGAGGACUAGACAAAUUACUGGAGGCUAUCAGUGGCUGUGAGCCUAUGUUCUAUAUCUACUGUUGGAGGCCAUAUGCUUCUGAAUACCAGUUGCUGGAAAUCCACAAGUGAGGUGAAUGCUGUUAUACUUAGGUCUUAUUUGUGGGCAUUCCUUACAUAUCAUAGGACGUAUUCAACAUAGCGCUAAGUAGAUCACUCACUAAGUGGAUCUCCUUGCCUGAAGGAGUGAUCUGCCCUCUCCUCCUUCCAUGCAGUGUUCCAGGGGUCUUCCCAACCCUCACAGAGCCAACUUGUGGCGGGGGGUGGGGUGGUUAAAAAACUGUAAGUUGCUCUGAGGGGUCCUUCUCUGGGUUCCCAUUCAGAACCAAGAUCUGGUGUAUGUUUACCAGGCAAAUGACCUUUUCAGUUCUGCUCUGACAUUUUAGAACACACUCUGCAACGAAGUCUCAACUGGUACCUACUUGGGUAUUUUUUCAGCAUGAGGCAAAGACUAUUUCAUUUCCCCAAGCUUUUAAUUAUCAGCUUUAUUCUGUCUUAUCUAUUACUUAUUUCUGCUUUUAUAAAUCUAAGUUUAUUUUUAUGUAUUUGUGUUAUUGUGUGUUAAAAUUUAAUUGUAUGCCACCCUGCUAAUUUGAUUAAAACACAGAUUAUAAAUCUUAAUGUAGAAAUUCCAGAUACUCUAACCAGUUGUCCCCCAUGUAAUCUCCCUUGAGCACUGAGUGUUGUCAUAUGGUACUUGUUUCCUUAUGUACUGCUCUAUAGCUUUUAACUCUUUUUAUAUGUGCAUGCAAUCAUAUUAGGAAAAAGGAACCAGACAAUAGUAUUAAAGCUGUACAGUCGCAGGAUUCUUUUAAUAGUAUAUUGUGUGUCUUAUUAAUUGGCUUAUUUCAGUGCCUCCCCCUUCCCAGUUCUGUAAGUAAGUUUCAUUUACAAUGGAAAGCAAUCACAAUUUUUAAACUUGCUUUUAGUCUAUUGUGAGUAAUUCAAGACCCAAGGAGAGAGGUAAUGAAAUCCCUUCAUCUCCUGAAAGAUGGGAAAAGUUUAAAGAACCGAGGAAAGCAACUGAGAAUAGUAAGAAAGACAAGGAUGAAAAGACGUUAAAGACUGAACGAAGGUCUAAACCUGAUAAAGAAGGGAAACUAAUAGUUCCUUCAGAAAAGAGCAAGGUGUCUGAAAAGGCCCUUCCGAAGGAUGGCAAAGAAGACAAAGAGAACAUAUCUGAAAAUGACAGAGAAUUCUCAAUAGAUACCCAGAUUGAAAAGAAACCUGAAAAUGAUAAUGUGAAUAGCCCACCAGAAAACCUCAAAGAAACUAAAAGACGACGUGGUCGACCACCUGUGGUGCCUCCUGCAGGUCAGUGGUAACAGUCAAGGCUGUAUCUCAUUCAUAUACGAUGGGUGGAGAAUCUGUGGCCCUCCAGAUGUUGAACGUCAAUUCUCAGCAGCGCACAAGCAUGGCCAGUUGCCGGGGGUGACAGGAGCUGUAGUUUAGCAUCAUCUGGAGGGUCACAAGAUCCCCCAUCUCUUCCUUCUCCUUGUGUAGAUAUCCCAAUUUAGGUGAUACAACAGAUUUAACUAGUUAUUAUGCUACUUUAAUUUGAACUGACCAUCAACACUCGCAAAUUAGUGUAAGUUUUCUACACUUGUUAAAGCCAAGAGUUACAACAGUGAUUGGGGUGCAAGAUCUGUCAUCCAGUUCCUAAGGAACUUGUGGUGUUAAUGAUAUAUGGCUAUUAUCUCAGUUGGUACCACUACAUGUUAUGGAAUACUUCCCUCCCCCCAAAAAAGGAAGGUGAAACUAGAGAAUUCAAAUCCUAAGCUCCAUAAAAGUUUUAUAAAACAGUAGGAAAAUGUCAUUUCUCUUUAAAAAAGAAAGAAAAAAUCUGGUUACCUCUUCUCUUGGUAUGUUUAGAAACCUUUUCCUUGUUCUAUUUACAUAUUUAGAGCAAGGCUCUCAAACAUUGCAGCCAAUAACUUUAGAACUGAGAAGGCGGAAAAUACCUAAAGGAGGAGAGAUCCCUUCAAAACGUCCCCGACUCCAGAAGAACAUGUGUGAGUAUUUUUUUCAUUUACUUAAAUAAGCUUUUUUGGCAUUUAACUGGAAUAGGAAAUAUUCUUAAAGAGAGAGAGCGUGCAAAUUUUAGCAAAACUGGGUGGCAUUCAACUAAGUUUUACCCAGAAUAUACACACUGAAAUUAAUGGACCUAACUUAGCCAUUUUCACUAAUUUCAGUGGGUCUACUCUUAAGUAAAGCUUAGUUGACUAUCUCCCAUUACAUUUUUAAUUUAGGCACAUGGAGGCUUCUUCGUGUAUUUCUACUAGCAGUGGUAGAUUCCUUUUCUGGUUUUAUUGGGGAACCAAAGGACAAAAAUACUUCAGAUGUGCAAAUCUAUCCUCUCUUGCCACGAAAGGCGAAGUAAUGCCUUUUCUGCGUCAAUUCCCUAGAACAAGGGGAACAGGAACUGGCCAAUGGCCCACAUUGUUAUCUUGGCCAUCCCUCAUGGGUCAGGUUUGACCCACCAGCUAUCACAAUGAUUUUGGGUCACUUUCCCCCCACAAACUUGCAGAGCCCCUUUCAAGAGAUUCUGAAAAAGAACGCUUUGUAAGGAACGUGGUAACCCUGAUAAUCAGCUGAUUUCGGUCCUGCUAAUCCCUUUUCAAAACACUUUACAAUUGCAAAAACUAUACAGUCAUUGCUUUUUCUUGCAGUUCUCUUUGCUCACCAAUGAACCAAGGCGAGAUAUAAAAUAUAGGGAUGUGUGUAAUGGCUAAAUAAGCAAAGAUGGGACUAUUUUUAUGCUCUACUGGUGUCUCUCUCUCUCUCUCUCUCUCAAAAAUGCUAAAUAACUGAAUUGUAUGAGGAUGCUUAGCUUGAGUAACUUUAGCUUUUUUGCAUACAUUUCAUCCGUUUAGAUAAAUAAUAGUUUAGAAAGUAAACAUAAGUUUUUAAAAAACAAAAAUCCAGAGAACACUUGAGAUGUACCUGUUUUGAUGAGGUUCAAUCUCAUGUUUCCUGCAUAAUUUGGCUUGAUAGGCAUUGUGUAAUCUUUAACAUUUUUGUUUUGUUUGUUUUUCCUCUCCUGAAACUCUUUUGUUUCAGUAACAUACAGCUUAUGGAAAUGGCACAGGGCAGGAUUGAUACUUGAGGGCAGACCUCUAACACAGCAGCAUCAGGGACACCAGAGAGCUGGUGAGAGGCUUUUAAUAUCAUGCUCCCCCCCAGCAUCUCAGCUGCCCCGUCAUCAAAUUAUGAGCCAGAAGCCAGCCUUCUGUCUGCUCUGCAUGAGGAAGAGUUCCACUCCUGAGUGACAGUUACAUCUUCCCGAAGGGGUGCAGUUUGCUUGGGUUUGCUAUUGGCCUCUAAGGCCCGUAGCGUCAAGUGCAACACACAGCUGAGGGGGAGCCUUGAAUAUCACAUUUUCUCAAAACUGAUUACAUGUCACACCAUCACCUUGUAUUGGAUUGGAUUAUCUAUUGCAGAUCUACCUUAGAAAUGCUAGAUCAAAAAACUGUGUGUAAAUAUAUAAAAUAAAAUUCUGAAGUACUAGCCUUAAUUUUUUUUUUGUGAGAAUCACUGUCUAACUAUUUAGACGUCAUGAGACGUCAGACUUAUGGCACUUGGGUCAGCUGGAGAAGCUGAUCAUUGUACAUCAGCAUUCAGCUCUCCUGACUGGAUAUUCUCAGCUGACUAGUGCACUAGCCUUUAAGUUCUGUGAGUGAAUUUGAUUCUCUAAGAAUUGCAGUCUAAUAUUCAGACUUGUUCAUAUUUGGUCUAUUGAGUCAGUUUUAUUUCACACAACAGACGAUCUUACAAUCUUUAAACAGCUGACCCACUUUCUGUUACAAUAGUUUUACAUUAUUUUUAUGAAAUCGUAAUUUUAUAUCUUAUAACCUGCCCUAAGUGGUGUGUAUUCACACUAGAACAGUGAGAUAAAUGCUUUAAUAAAGAAUUUAACAAUAAUGAAGGGAAAGGACUGGGCAUUUCCCUUUCUAUAUUGAGUUUGGCAUGUAGCUUAGAGCUGCUGGUCACUUCCCUCAUGUUCGUUUUAAUGACCUUUAUUGAUUAAUAGUGUAGAUACUUGUUAGGAACACCUACUAACAGAAGGAGCCAGUGAGGGUGACAAAAGGAGUCAGGGGGAAAGUUUGCAGAUUUAUGGAUAAAAUAUAAAGUAAGAGUAGUUCACUAUUUGCCUGAGUAUUUAUUUAAUUUCUUUUAAAAAAAAAUGCUACAUGGGACAUAUCUAAUGGUGUUUUCUCAAUUGUGCAGCAGACUUCCACUCACACAAAUGGGACUUCCCCUUCCUCUCUCCCCCACCCCUCAACUCUGCUCUGACGGCUUUGGGAACCCUCUGAAGUAGCUUGUGGGGCAAAGGGGGUGAGGAGAGGAGAAAACAAAGUGGAAACCCUGUUGUGUCCACUGGCACAGCUGUCUUAUCUGUAACAACCCCCAGCACCAUCAAGAAGAUCCAUUAAUUCAAAGACUGCUUCUCACUGGACUGUGUUUGACCCUAAGAACAACAUGCCUUUCACUAACCAUUGGCAGUGGAUAUAAUACCUUUUUUAAAGUGCCCAUUUAUAAUAAUAAGCUAUUGCUAGUCAAUAGGUUUGGAGGCUGAGAACCUACAUCCAUGCUUCUGGGGAAGCCAGAAGGGAAGAGCAAUUGUGUUACAUGAAGAAGAAUGGAUGUGGUCUUAAAGAUGAAUGAUAAUUGCCACAAGGUCAAUACAUUGUGUAUAAUUUUAUGUGUAUAUGAAUGUAUGUAACUGUUUGGUGAAAUACCUUUGGUGGUGUAAUAGGUUGCAUUUGAAUUAAACAUGUAAAUAUUAUGAUAAAAUAUUAUGUUAAAAUUUGAUUGGUCUUAAAAUUAUUUUUAGCGCAAGAAAAGUUGAAAAAUGCUCUGGACAAUGAAAAGGAUUCUAUAAAGAGACGAUCAAGACAUCCUACCAGUAGCAGUCAUGAAACUUUAGAUACUGACUUCAUUGCACCACUACUGGAUGAAGUUGGAUCUUUAAAAGAGUCAGAAUCUAUCCCAAAAGAAGUUGUAGAAGGUAAACAAGUUGAUUUUAUAAGUGCCUGUCUUUAAUUAUAAGCCACCCCUUGAACUUAUUUUUUCCCCAAAAAAUCUGCACAUUAGUUGUAAAGUUGCAUUGAAUGUCACAUGUAGUGUUGGCCCUCAUUCUAGUUUAUUUCUUGCUUGAGUUCUCUUAGGGUUUUAACUUAAAAUGUAGAUUUGGCUGUUAAAGACUUUAUGUUAACCUAAGUGUUUUGUAUCUGUGUGUUCUAUUCUUCACUUACCCACUCUUUUGACUUUUAGGUCCAUUAGAAGCAUGUGUUGAGUCUGACCAAAAGAUUAAGGAAGAGUUGCCUCCAUCUUCCGAAGUAUCUCAGACUUCAAUACCUCAGAUUUCAGUAGAUGACACCAGAUUAAAGGAAGAAAAUACAGCAGAGCCUUCCUCUACACCUGAAUUGCAGGAGAUUUCAGGGGCAUCUGUUACAGGUUAAGUUUUUACUAAUUAUAUUUUUCAGGCUAGGCUUCUUUAAAAGUUAGUUUGAAGGGCUUUGGGCAGUGUAGUCCUGAUUACCCACUGUGCAAAAGGCUUUACAUGUCUACUCAAGGCUAGUAUGUUACAGUUAAAAUGCAUGUGUUUCUUAAGUUUACAUCUUGUGUUCUUACAGUAACCACUGCUUCAAAGAGAGCUGAUGUUUUUACUGCUUCAAAAGCUGCAAUAGAACAUGAACCCAAGUUUAGAUGCAAAUUCUUGGAUUGUUCCAAAUCCUUUCGGAAAGCCAAACUGUUGCAUUAUCAUAUGAAGUAUUUUCAUGGUAUUGAGAAGUCACCAGAACCACAACAGAGUCCAGCAACAAGAAGCAUUCAGACAAGAGGCUCUGUAGCUUCUGAAAAGGCCAGUCAAGAAUGUUCUAAUAGACGACGGACGACAUCAGGUUGCUUAUGUGAGUGUUUUGCCAAAAGUAUUCUUUCUCUUAACUAUUUUGAAUUGGCCUUUAACACUCUAGUUACAUUUAUGAGCCCGAAUCACUUGAGUUACAUUUAAUCAUUAAAAUUCAGCUUGUUAUUUUUCUAUUAAUCACUUAAUUUACAACAUGGAGUUGUGCAAAUUAAGUAUAACCUUUAGGGGCACAAUAUAAUGAGCCAGCAAUUUGAGGAGGAGGAAACACAUAUUUAUAGCAAAUGGGUAGAGAUUGGUACUGGAACACACACAGAUGACUAAAAUGAAAUUUUACAUGACUACUGAUCUAGAAACACCCUAAUCAUGCAUAAAUACACCCAGUAGUUUUGUUUCUGGGGGGAUGCAUGGGUUCACAUACCCUUAAACAUUUUGUGAAUCUAAGUUUGGCCUCAUUGAGGGGCAGUAUUUCAAUAUGUGUAGGAAAAUGAGAGCACCCCUAAACAUUUUUUAGAAAAAAAAGCACUGAGUAUACCUGAGUAAAAGCUUACUGUUUUAUCCUGUAAGAAAUAAUAUAGAUUUUUAAAAUUCUCUUAAGCUAAUAAAGAAAAGGAGAAGAACAAAGAGAAAAAACCCAGAGACAUUGUAAGAUCAAAAUCAAAGAAGAAGAAAAAGAAGAAAAAGAAAACAAAAUCAGGUAAUAAUGGGGGAUAUGGCUUCAUUUAAUUGUCUUUCCUUUCUUGAUCAACGUCAUUUUCUUAGCAGAAAACACUACUAAGACAAUGUUACACUGGACAUCAAUGUAAACAAGUAUAUAUGCAAUUGUCUUUUUAACAGAGAAGUGUCACUGUUUGCUUCAGAGACAGGUGAUGAUGGCAUCUAGCAGAGGACGAGGCAGAUUAGUCCAGCCUCUGAUUAAGUUUGUAUUCUGUGACAAUGUUGUUGGACUCCAACUCCCAUUAGCUCCAGCCAGCAUGGCCAGUAAUCUGGUUACUGAGAGAUUUAGUCCUACAAUAUAUGGAGAACACAGGUUUCCCACCCCUGUUCUAAGAAGAGAGCCUGCCUCCUACUGAAUGGAGGGCAGAGCAUCUUAGCAUUUUGGAGUGGUUGUUGGUGAUGGGCAAAUAAUGUGGAUGGGGGUCUAAACUUGUAGGCAGAGGAGCCUACAAGUAUGGACACUGUCUACACUAACUUCUUGUUUGUUAGAGGUGUAGAACCAGUGCAAACAUAGUACUGUUAAUUCUUUAACCAUGGAAUCUUGGGUAUAUUCAUUUUUUAAAGUGUUAACACUUCCUAAUGUUUACAGAGCAUUCAGGGAGUGAAGAAAAUGUUGACUUUCCCCAAGAGCUUUCCCCUACGAGAUCUGCCAUUGCAACGAGAUACAAUUCAGCAAAUCGGCCUUGUGCACAUUCGAGUACGCAACUGCAGGGUGCUGAUUCUGGGCAUCGUAAACACAAAUCAAAAAUGAAUGGUGAGAUUGAUUUAGUUUCUACCUCAAUAGUCUUCACUUUAGAACUUUGCAAUGCUAGUAAAGGAAUUGAAAAUUUGCAAAGACUUGCUGCCUAGGAUGGAGCACAUUGACUACUGCAACAACACAUUAUCAUAAAGCAUGAUGUAUUUGCCUUGCAGAGACAUGCCAGCUCAAAGACCUAAGACUGAUUUAUCAGUUUUAGUUAAAGGGAUUCUUGUUAUUCUUCCUUAGCAGGUUUGCUUGAGCCUGGCUUGUUUUUGUAACUUUCCGCUUUCUUCCAGUUUUCUGCUCUUUAGAAGUGUUAAAUUUGGUGUGUUUGCACAUAAUAGUAAGUCAAGAAGCUUGAUUUAAUAACUACUGUACAAAAGCUUCAUGCUGGUGCAUGCAACCCAGUUCUGCUGUGAAAAAGCUUCUGUUCUGCUCCUCUCCUGGCGUGAGUUGAUACGCAGACCAGGAAGGUGAUAUCUUGGUGUUACAUCCAAAUAUGAAAUUAUGGUCUGUUGCUUCAUAAUAAGCCCUGAUCACUGUCUACUCUUAAAACAUGGUUUGUUGUUGACUUAUUGAUUGUGGCUUGUUACAGUCCAACAAACCAUGGUCCUGCGUUCACACAUAAAGCUAAGCUAUCCUCAUUGUUUACUGUGCCAAAAGAGGAGAAAAGCAGGAGUGAUUGGGCCGAAUGCACAGUAUGGCUUUACUAAGAUAAGCUUGGCUUAACAUGUCAGAAUGCAGCCAUUGUUUUAGACAGUUGGGUACUAUGUGUCCAUUCUCUGCAUUUGUUGAUGGCUUAGAAUAGCCAGAACUAAGCAACAGUGUAGAAAAGGGGGAACCACCAAUGAAUAUUGGACAAAUGCUUUAGAAGCACCUGAAGGUUACACAGAUUUUUAGGUGUAGGGUAGUACUAAGGAAAGAAGUUUUAAGGUGAAUAAAGAAGAAUAAAGGUGAAUAUCUGGAGGGGAUAAAUUCUCUGCCUAGCACAGCAAAAGCUUGCCUUGCAGCCUAAGAAGCAAUGACAGGAGCAACUCAACUGGGCCUUAAAUAUGGCAAGGCUGAUAAUAUCCGGGGGUCUUAAAUAGCAGCAGUAGAUGUUAAUACACAACUGCUAGCAUCUGUGAAACACUGUUGAAGCUGAAAUGAAGUUUGUGUAAGAGGUAAUUAGUAAAAAGCAGACCAUAUGAUCAGCCCUGAAGAAGAAGGGUCAGCACUAAAAAACAGGCAUAGUUUAUACUUUAUGUAGCUGCCAUAAACAUCCUUGAACCAUCAACCAUUGAUACAGAAAGAACAUGGCUAAAAAUGACACUCAACUUUCUUUUCCUGGUCCCGUUGCACAUCUAGGCAUGUCCAUGUGUAGUUAUUUCAGUGAAGGAGAAGGCAUCCUAAUCAUAAAUCUUUAAUCUUGAUAAUUUCCUCUAAUUUGCAGAUAAGUCGUUCAAUAUAUGACUCUGUUAAUUUAAAGAAGUAUUGUUAAGUAAUAUCUGAUGCUUCUAUACACUAAUAGUUUAUAAAUAUAUUAGAAAAUAUUCACUUGUAUUAACAAAAGAUCCAGUUACUCCCUGGCGGCAUCAGCCGGUAAAGUCUUUGUGCUACAAUACCGCUUGCCUCUGCAUUAGUUUCCCAUAUAAAGCUUUGACUUACAAAAGUAUUGUGUUAUGAGCAUGGGGUAUACAGGUGUGUUUGUAUGUGAGCUCAGAAAAAAAUGAUCAAGUGAUCACCUUAUUACUUGUGGGCUACUGUGGAAAGAAGGUUGUUUAUCUUGUAAAGAGAGCAGCACUUUAAGUAAACUAAUUGUAUAUGGAAGUCGGUUCCUGUUUUUUCUUUUGGAUCUGUCUCAUAGUAUUUAGUAGUAUCUGAAAGCAUUCUUACAACAACUGUGAAGAGUAACAUUUUUUUGUGUAUUCGAGUCCUUGCUUCACUGUUCCUAGAUCAGCCACUCAUCUAUGAACAUUAAGUCCUUGAUACUUAUUUUAAAAUGAAUUGGAUUCCACCAGUUUCCAUUCUAAAUUCUUGCAUUUAAAUCAUUUGUAUUCAUUUCCAGAAUGCUCAACCUUCAGGCUGAAAUCUUCUAGAUUUGGUUUCUGCUUAAAGGUGACUUACAUUUUUCUAAUCUUAAACCAACCUUUACCUACUUAUAAGAGGUAAUGUCCACUGCUACUGUAAAGCUAAUUAGAAUUUGAAGUUAAAUGCAUUUUCCAUUUCAAUCACUAUAUGACAUCUUUAAAAAAGCUGAAGACUUGAAAAUAAGUUCUCCACAGCAAAUUACUUUGGAUACAAAAAUUGAGAAAUUAUAUCUCUAGAUCCAGAUCUAAAUAUUUCCUGAGCAAACUCAUUGAAAUAAUAGGGAACUUGGAACUUUUUGUUGCAAACCACCUAAAGAGAUGCCAAACCUCAGUGACAAAUUAAGUGUGUGUAACAUGAAAAUCACAUACGUCUGUUAUUGGAGAGGAGUUUUGUAUUUAUUCUGCUCACUUACUUUAAUCUACUUUUCUGUUGCUUCCCACAUUAUUCUCUGUGUGCGUUAAAAGGGUAUAAUAGUCAUAAGGGAUAUAAUAUAUUUACUACAUUUUUUGUUCCUCUUACUAAGUUCUCACUGCUGUAAUAGCUGUUUUUCAUAAGUGUUUUUGUUCAGUGUAAGAAAAGUAGAAACAGCCAGUUUAAAUAAACAGCACUUUAUUGUCUCUUGAAAACAUAGAUGAUAUCUUAAAGAGUCAUGCAGUUGUGAAAUUGAACGUUGUGUGAGUGGACAUCCUUUCCUCCCCAUGUGCUCCCAGAAUAUUCUCCUGAGGGUUGCAGGACACUCUGGAGUAGAUUUGGUAGAGUUAACAACAAGUGCAGCACUUUUAACUUUCCUCAAAUGAGUAAUUAUCAGAGCAUCCAAGGGCACAAUUGAUCUGGGGGUUGAACCUUUCUCCUGCCCCUGGUGAUCCUUGAGCCUGGGUUAGUUUUUUAUCCAGAUUGCCAUCCAUUUGCUUAGUUUUGUAGUCCUCAAGAACAGAAGCAACUAACCACUACAUGCUGGUCUCUAGCAUUAGAAUCUGUUUGGUUUAGUGUCCCUUUAGGAACCAGCUUUUGUGUAGAUGGAAGUGGUGUAACCAUUGCUUCCAUGAGUAGGCAGUAUAAGCAGAUUACUAUUGGGCUGUGGCCAGAGAAAAUACUUAGUGUCAGAAACUUUCCUUGCAGCUAUGGUUACCCAGGAGCAAGUCCUUAUUACUUGAUGGCAAGCUCCACAGAAAAAGUAAGCAUGUGUAGGGUUAUAGUUGCAUGUUGACAUGAUCCAGUCAAAGCAAAGCAUACAAAUUUCAUUGAUUUCAGUGAGACUGGCUUCCUUUUAUUACAUUGUUUCCUGGCCCAGUUUUCAGUCAAGAAAUUGAGGGUUUGGCUAGGUUUCACCUUAUGUCUCACAUUUGUUUAGUAAUGGAUACAAAUUUAACAAAGCAUCUGAGUCUGGCACAGAAACGCAAUUUUAAGCAUAAUCUGAAAUGUGUGAAAGUCUUAUCAAUGGAUAUUCUUUUGCUAACAUUGUUUAGAAUGACCACCUCCUUUGGCAGCUUUCUGGAAUUACUCACACAGAUUUUAUUCCUAUUAAAUUCUUUGCACACAGAGGAUGAUACCUUGAGUGAGUCAUCUGCAGAUAGUUUGCUUUGGAGCGACGAUGACUGCAGUCAGGACAUUGAUGUAACAACUAAUCCUGAUGAGGAUCUUGAAUACGACGAUAAUGACUUUGAAAUUGUUCGGUGCAUUUGUGAAGUGGAGGAAGAAAAUGACUUUAUGAUUCAGGUACAUGGUUGUAGAUUGUGAGUGUAAUGAAGUAAAUAGAAACACAUAAGUAAUUAUCAAGUACAAAUUGAAGUUUUAUUGAUAUAUUUAUGGAUUUGUAUGGUUCUACGUUGCUAUAUUUUCAUGAAAGUCUAGGUUGCAUAUUUGUAAAUAAAUAAAUAUAUUGCAGUGCUCUCCUGCAUGCCCAAACAGUACUUAAUUAGGAAGAUUCAUUUGUGCAUGUUUUAUAAUAAUGUGUGUGUGUGGAUAGAUAGAUAGAUAGAUAGAUAGAUAGAUAGAUAGAUAGCAGAGAAUCCUCAUUACCAAACCCUAAAAUGGUGAUGCUAUGGAGCUUAACUGUUACCUGAAAUUGCUUUAUAAUAGAGUAAAUGGUGUCAGAUAUGAAAAACUUUAAUUGUUUGCAUUUGACUCUUCUUCUAUUACUUUCUGACUUCUUUUAUUGUGUUGAAAAUAGUAUCCCUAAGAAUGUUCUGAAUUGUUCUUACCUGUAACCCUUGCUUGUGCAAUUCAUGCUUAGGUGAAUGCUAAUGUAGUAGCACUUAGAACAAAUUCUUAAGAUUUUAGAAUGACAUAGAGCUCUUUUAAUCUUCCUAAGAAAACCCCCAAAAUUCCAUUACUGUACAAACAUGUUGUGUCCUCCCUCCCUGUAACUCAAGGCUGUACUUCGCUUGUGUAAAGAAGGGGUAGGCAUUUUUCACUCAGGAAGCUGGAGAAAUAAGCCCUCCUCCCUACCAUCCAAGUUUACCUGGCUUGUUAACUAUAAUGGUGAUAGCGAUAGAGGAUGGCCUACUUCUCCCAUUCUGAUGCCUGGCUUGGGAGCAGGUAGUGAUGUAGUCUUCUCAUUUAACAUAGUCCUGAGGAUGACAUAUCUAAGUCUUCUGGUAUCCGGCUCACAUUCCAGCCAUUCAACUGCUGCUAGAGCAGCAGUUUAGAUAAAUAGGUGAGGGAGAUGCAGGCUGAGAGUUUUGAGAUUCAUAAGAGGGAAAGACCAGAAGAUCCUGGUGGAAAUAGAAGAUCCAUUAAUAACACAGGAAAAAAUGGGAUUAGAUUCGAAAUAGUUCAGUUUAUUGAGGGAAAUAGUUUGGUAUGCUUAGCUUGAUACAGCAGUCGUUGGGGCCAAUUUGGCCUCCACUAGUUCCAAUACACAAGACUACAUGUCGUAUUUUCCUUCCAAAGGUGUUACAUUCACGUGGGAAAACUUAAGUUUUUGCUUCUGACAUAAUUUCUCUAUAGAUAUAUUGACCUGAUAUUUCCUGAUUAAUUUUCUUGCUACCUGAUUUCCAUGUUGCAUAGUUUGCAAUUUUUCAGUUUAAGGGAAAAAAGAAUAACUUCCCAUAACAACUCUUCUCUUUUUCAUUUAUUCUGUUUGUAAAAGAAAUAUGCACCAGCAAUAUACAGUCAUGUAUUUAGGCCUCUAAAAUACCUUUAAAGUGUGUGUGUGUGUGUGUGUGUGUGUGAUAUGCAUACUUUGUAUUGAUCUAGUUCUGUUUAUUUGACUUACAACAGUGUGAAGAAUGUCUCUGUUGGCAGCAUGGAGUCUGUAUGGGUCUAUUAGAAGAUAAUGUACCUGAGAAAUAUACCUGCUAUAUUUGUCAAGAUCCUCCAGGUACAAAGAUUUCUAAGGUUGCAGAGUCUUCUAAUAGUAUGUAGUAAUUAUUAUUAUUAUUGUCUUGUCUCUUUUAAAUACUACCUAUUUGAUUUUGUUAUUGGCUUAUCUCCUGUUAAUUUGCAAGUUUACAUUAUUAUACAUAUGAAGUGAUACAUUAGAUGGAAGUUUGUUUUCCUUGUCAUUUAAUUCAUACUGUUUGGAACAUUCCAAAUGAAACCACUUACAAUGAUUGUAAUGGAAGUGAGGUAAAUAACUUAUUACUCCCUUUGUUCCACGACUGCCAUUCUGGGGAGACCAGUGGUGCCAGAGGCUACAAGGCAUGUUCCUUGUAACCCCAGAUGGGCGUGGUUUCCAGGGAUCCAAGGCAGAUGUUUGCAAAGGGGAAGCAGAGAUUGCAUCCAGUUUAUCUGUUCCUCCCUCUCAUAGCACAUACAUAGCAUGAAUCAAGUGACUAUAACAUGAGAGGUUGGAAUAACCCUGAGAGUUUGGGCUCAAAUGCAUUCAGGACCCCAACAGCUAAAUUUUAUGAAGCCUCUUAAGAAUAGAAAAGGAAGGAAGGGGGCAAAUGGAAGAGGCAGAAAAUAACAAAAAGAACAUUUUAGUUCAAGUCUCAUCUAUUCCAGUAUAGCUACUUUGAUAAGGGCUUCUGGUCUCCUCACAUAUAGCAGCAGAUGGUCAGUUGAGGAACAAGAGGCUGUUUGGCAACAGUCAUCUUUUGAAGAGUUUCUGACCUAGCUGGGUCUUGAUUGACAGGUGGCUGUAUCCAGCCAGUCAGAAGUCAAUCGUAUCCCUCAGGGAGGUAGCUUGACACCUUCUGGGAAAUGCAUUAUGCAUUAUUAUCGGCCAAAUCUCCAUCUUCCUGCCAGAUAGAACCUAUUCUGUUUGCAUAUUCAAGGGGAGAUGUGACUUCUCCACUAAAGGAGAAUGGAGAAUGAGCAAUUUUGGGCCCUCACUGCAAUGACAGUUGUAUAUAAUAGCAUGUGGAAAAGAGGUUAAACUGACCUGUUUUCAGCCAAAUGACUUCUAUCAGUAUAAUUUGUACCUUUUGAAAAGGAAAAACUGUUCUUGUUCCUCCAGGAUAUAGCUGUGUAGGGAUGGUGACCAGAAUACACCACUGCAACAGGCGAGCCCAAUUCUGGCUUUUCCCUUCUCUUGCACUCCUCCCAAGGAAGGUGCUGCUGAAACGAAAACAAACUCACUGUCACAGCAGCACCUAUCUUUUCAUUGCCAUAAAGAAACAGGUUUUUUGUGCAGUGGCGGCAGUAGCUUUCUCCUCACUUGGAACCAAGGAUUUUGUGUGUUUAUAUUCAAGUGCAAAGAUGUGGUUAACUAAGUUUCAGAUAAAGAUUUCUGUGUGUGUGUUUAUACAGAAGAAAGUUCCACUAUGUUCAGUGGGCUAGUGUAGAUCUGAUUACAUCCUUUGUGUCUUUUACCAGCUUCCAAGCCUUCUUAGACUGGCUUCAAAUGAAAUUCUGCAUCAUAGGACUUGCAUUUUGAUACUCGCUAGUUUUUACUUUAGUUAAACGAUAUCCAAUUCACUAUUUUUUUAAAAGCCAAGACAGAAUUUGAGUAUUACUAAAUGUCAUCCUUGUUUGAAGCAAAUGGGUGGGGAGUAGAUUUUUUUCUUUUGCAAUCGCACUUUAAAGUUGACUUUGUACUAUUCCUUUUUAAAAGCUACUAUUAUUGGGGAGUGGGGGAAGAGCAUAAAGAUUAAGUAGUAGAAUAUGAGAAUUUUUUGAUCAAGAGUUUUCAUAUAUUUAUUUUUGUAAUCUUACCCUCUCAUUAUUCUGCUUCAGGUAAGAGAUCCAGUUUGAAAUACUGGUAUGAGAAGGAGUGGUUAUGCAGUGGUCACAUGCAUGGCUUAACAUUUUUGGGAGAAAAUUAUUCCCACCAGAAUGCUAAGAAAAUAGUUGCUACGCACCAACUUCUUGGCGAUGUACAAAAAGUGAUAGAAGUACUGCAUGGACUUCAACUGAAGAUGAGCAUUUUGCAGUAAGCAUUGUUUUUGCAAGUUCUCACUUGAAUCAUGCCGCUAGAUUUUUUAAUAAGCAAGUGUGGUUAGCAUUGCAGAUAGAUCUCUGUUGUGUAUGGCGUUCUGUACUGUAGAUCUGAAUUUGUAAUAGGCUAGUGUGGCCUUGCUGCUAACCCAUCUUGAGAACUGGACACAGUGACCUUCCAUCUCAUGUGCUCCCCCCUCUUCUAGUAUAGCUGCAACGGGAGAGUUCAGAAACUGUCACUUUCACCUUAAAUUAACCACAGCUGGCCAUGCCAUCCAAUCCUAGACAAACUGAUCUCAACUAUAGUUAGUUGAAAUAAACCAACUUCAGACCAUAUUUUAUUAAGCUGACCAUAGUUUAUUGACUACACUUGACUGCACACUUGUCCAUGGUUAAUUCUUAGCAGAAGUGAAAACUUCUGAUGUUCUUGGAGAAAAGGGGGUAGGUCAUCUGAAUCGUCUGUAAAAGUUUUUAGUCUUGACUUCCACUUAUUUACUUUUUUCAUCAGAAGCAAAGAACAUCCUGACUUGAAGCUCUGGUGUCAGCCUUGGAAGCAUCUUGAAGUAGAUGAAAAAUCACACAGCACGCGCCUCAUUCAUAUUGAUGAAAACUGUUGCAAAGAGGAGACUACAAGUUACAGAACUUUUAAUGGAACCAUUGAGAAACCUUCAACCAUUCCUUCUGUAGAGGAAUCAUAUAUCACUAGUGAACACUGUUACCAAAAACCUCGAGCCUACUAUCCUGCUAUAGAACAGAGACUUGUCGUGGAAACCAGAAAUUCAGACAUUGAUGAUGGUGUCAAUAGGAUAAGAGAGAAUGGAGAUGAUACUAUAGUAGAGAGAUUAGGAUGGGAGCUGGAUAGAGAAAUACACAAGUUUGAAAAUGAAUCAAAACAUAACUACUCUAAGGUAUGUUGCAUUGAAGUAUUUCUGAGUUUCCGCAGCUGGGAGAAGGAAAAUCUUAUCUCCAACACAAAUAGAUAUGAUGAUCCCUGCACAGGGAAGAGCCGAGCUUGUAUACGGAGGAUGAGGCAGCAUACCUGUCCAUACAACUUGGAAAUUCUGAGUAGUUGCUAAUGGAAAUAGAAAUAUACAUAUAAUACAUUGCUGGCCAACAAUAGAAAAUAAAAUGCAAAGGUGAGUGUCAGGGGUUCAGAGAGAGAGGCACAGGGUAGGCAGGAGAUGGAGAGCGAGGGGGAGGAAUUCCAAGCCAGCGAGGAAGAGGAUGACAAUGACUCAAGGGAUUCCAUGAGUCUUUCCAGCGAAUCAGAGGAUUCCCAGAAGGGGGCGCCGGUGGUCAGGGCCAGGGAGCCCCAGGGGGGAAGUGUCAGGAGCAGGGUGCCAGCGGAGGAUCCCAAAGUGGCAGCUGGGCGUCAGGACCAGCCUCCCCACCAAAGUGCAGUGAAGGGGGUGGAGUUUCCAGUGUGUCAGAGGAAGCAGCUCCAGCAGCAGAGAAAGGAGGGGGGUCAGAGCAAGCCGCCCUCCCGGAAGGGGAGGGGAGCAGUGAAGGGAGUAGUGUAACUGUCAAAAGGGAAGUUAGAGGUUUGGCGCGCGCGCCAAGUUCAAAUGUAGAGGCGCGCGGAAAUGCAGGGAGUGCGGAGGAGGGGCCAGGUCCCAAAGCCCGCAGGAGGGGGGAAGAGCAGUCUGGGGAUUCAGCGUCAGAGGAAUCCAGAAGGGGCGCAACCCCAGGGGGCAGAAGGACCCUGCGGAAAAGGAAGGAGAGAAAGAGGUGGAGCAGCGCAAGUCUCUUAAAUUGGUGCAGAGGAGGAACUGACUCAGAAGGGGACUUCGGCGGUCUAGCGUAAGAGACGUAAGGCUGCGCGCCUAGGAUGUCAAGCAACCAUGAACUGCAAUAAACACCUUUGUAUACAAGAAGACGUAGGCGUUGGUCUUUUGUGAGCUAAGACUUGAGGCAGCCUUGACAGUGAGAAUUGCAGGCUGUAUCUAAUGCUGCUCCUUGCACCAACAGAAGGCUCUUUGAUCAAUUGUAGAGAAAACUGGAAGGGAAGUGAUUUCCCCCACAUCUUAGACUUUUCCGGAGGUUCUCUUAACUCCUUAAAGUAGAUUUUGGGCACAUGCGUAGGGCAUCACCAGGAGGGGGUAAUAUCAUCUCCCUCCCUAUUCCACUGGCAAAAUCCUCUGCUGAAUCAAAAAGCCUUCUGUCAGCACAAGGGACUCCAUUUGAUACAACCUGUGCAACCGAAAACCCCUCACAUCGGAAAAUUGUGAUGAAAUUUCAGAGUAUAGACUAUUUGUCAGGAGAGCUGUAUAGAACUAACAUGCCUAUCUAUUAUUUAGAAAGGUUACAUUCUGUUCUAAUUUGGGUGUCCCUUUUUUAUUUUAAAAAAAGAAAAGUUAACUAUCUUUCAGAGUGGAAGUAUUUUCUAUAUAAUACAACAGUAUUUUUACUCUGUGAUUCUCUUAGGCCUUACUUCUGUGAUGACUGUAUAUGAACCAUAUAUUAAGACAUAUCCAUAAGAGUACACAAGCUUUAAUAUGUGUUGUUUUAAUGUUUGUGUUAAUGCUCCAUAUUAUUUUCCAAACUGUACUCUGAAAAACAGCUUGUAGUCAUAAAACCCAGAGUUCUGCUGUAUCUGACAAAGGAACUUAGUGAUAUACAAUUGAACCUUGGUUCUCGAACCUAAUCCAUUCCAGAAGUCCGUUUGACUCCCGAAACGUUCAAAAACCAAGGAGCAGCUUCCAGUUGGUGCAGGCACCCUGGAAACAGUAGCUGACAGCCGCAUCAGACAUUCGGCUUCUGGAAAAAGUUCGGGAGCCAAUUUGUUCGUCAGCUAAGCCGUUCGAGAACCAAGGUUCCACUGUAUCUAUUUAUACUUUCUUUUGAUCCAGAAGUAGCCCCAUUUGUAGAGCCAGAUUUUCCUUUAAAUUACAUUGACUGAUUUAAUGCCUAUAAGCAUCAUUAAUUUGUGUAUUUUGAUAGGUAAGAGAAAAAGUCACAUCGGAGGAAGCUAUUGAAGUAAAACUGCUGGAGAAAGACAAGGAAGGAGUUGUGAAUUCCCAGCUGCAGUGGCAACUUAACCUUCUGGCCCACGUUGAGUCUCUGCAAGAUGAAGUUACUCAUAGGAUGGAUUUAAUUGAAAAGGAGCUGGAUGGUAAUGAUUUGUUCUUCCCUUUACAACCUUUGCCAGCUUACAAAGUUAUCUUUCCAGCAGCUGGUGGAGCAUGAGACUCUUAAUCUCAGGGUCAUGGGUUUGAGCCCCAUGUUGGGCAAAGAGAUUCCUGCAUUGCAGGGGGUUGGACCAGAUGACCCUUGUGCUUCCUUCCAACUCUAUAAUUCUAUGUAACUUGUAAACACAUUCAAAUUUCUUUCAACCUCUUUCCUAAUAAUUCUUUGGCAUAGCUACCAUGCUCAGAAUUCAUAUUGUCAUUGAGCUAUCCACCACAGCCCAAUAUAUGCCUUUCCUGUGUAGCCAUUGCCACUUGAAAUCCCAAGAGUGUACUUGGGAAGUUACGAAUUUUUUUGCCUUAAUUGUGCACCACUUUAUAGUUUUGAACCCCAUUUGCCAUUUUCUUGCUCAUUCAUCUAGAAUGAGGAGAGUCUUUUGGAGCCGUCACAGUCUACCUGAAUUUUCACUAUAAUAAAUCCAGAUAAUUUGGUUUCUGCAAAUUUGCCCACUUCAGUGUUCAUCCCUAGUCUAUGGAUGAAAAGGUUAAAUAGCAUUGGCUCCGAUAACACCAUCACUCCAUAGUGGAUAAGUGGUGGGAGCUUAUUCCUGUUCUCUGUUUUCUUUUUAGCCAUUUACUAAUCCAUAGCACCGCCUGCCUUCUUACUCUAUGACUUUACUUGCAAACCUUUGAGGAACCACCCUGACAAAAAGCUUUUGGCAAGUCCAAGCAUAUGAUCCUACUGGAUCACCACAUCCAUGCGCUUAUUGGCAGAAUUUCAAAAUGUGAUGAGGCAGAACUGUCUUCCCUUUGUAGAACCCAUUCUGAUUUGUUCUUUUUAUAUAUUUCAUUUUUCUAGCAGAUACUCUGGUACAAACGUUAAGCUAACUGGCCUGUGAUUUCCCAGAGCCUUUUUAAAAAAUUGACAUUUUGUUGGCUAUUUUCCAAUCCUCUAGUACAAAUUAGUUACCAGUGACUGAUGUGUGCACAUUUUUAAACAUUAUUCUUUUUUUCUUCCAGUUUUGGAGAGCUGGUUGGAUUAUACUGGAGAGCUGGAGCCACCAGAACCACUAGCUAGACUCCCCCAACUCAAACAUUGUAUAAAACAACUCCUCACAGACUUGGGCAAAGUGCAACAAAUAGCACUUUGCUGUUCCACAUGA
Molecule: messenger RNA, 28545 nt
Organism: Podarcis lilfordi (Lilford's wall lizard)
Lineage: Eukaryota; Metazoa; Chordata; Lepidosauria; Squamata; Lacertidae
Source: the annotation of a GenBank genome assembly